Corapipo altera (White-ruffed manakin) is the source of this 1052-nucleotide messenger RNA. RefSeq names its product tripartite motif-containing protein 15-like. Gene Ontology annotation, molecular function: protein binding. The record is from RefSeq and is a predicted model, not a curated record. Lineage: Eukaryota; Metazoa; Chordata; Aves; Passeriformes; Pipridae. The annotation marks the transcript as partial. The transcript has 7 exons.
AGAAACGAGGCCUUUCCUUCUUUUCCCUCCCCCCUCAGGCACAACUCCAGGCCCGGCUGCAAACCCUGAGGGAAGCCAGGGACAAACUCCUGGAAUUCCGGGAGGCCGAAAUGAGGAGGAACUGGGAGUGUUUGGAAAAGACGGAAUGCGAGCGGCAGAGGAUCCUCUCCCACUUCCAAGGGCUCCGGGUGUCCCUGGAGGAUCACGCCCGGGGGCUCCUGGCCCGGCUCCGGGACCUGGAAAAGGACCUGGAAAAGGAGCAGGAGGAAAACCUGACGAGCCUGACCCAGGAGAUCUCCCGCCUGGAAACCCGGAUCCGGGAGCUGGAGGAGAAAUGUCGGGAACCCUCCAGGACCUUCCUGCGGGACAUCGGCAGCACCCUGAGCAGGUUCCAAAAUGAACAAUUCCAGCUGCCCCCGUCACCUCUUCCAGAGCUGGAAAAGAAAAUCAGCAAAUUCGGGGAGAAAAACCUGGUCCUGGAGGAGACCCUGAGGAGCUUCCAAGACAUCCUGAUGUUCGAGCUGCCUGAAAAGAUUCUGGUGACCCUGGACCCCUCCACGGCCCACCCGCAGCUCGUGGUGGCCCCCGACGGUCGCAGCGUGAGGUGGGAACCCCCCCGGGACCCCCCUGGGGACCCCCAAGAGGAGACCCCCGAGGACCACCCUGAGGACCCCCCGGGCGAGCUGUGGUCCGUGGGGCUGUGCCAGGGGCAGCUCUGGGCGCUCACGGCCCUGGAGCGGGUGCCCCUGGCGCGGGUGGGGGUCCCCAGGAGGGUGAGGGUGUCCCUGGACCACGGCGGGGGCCGGGUGGCGUUUUUGGACGCCGAGAGGAGGGAGCUGAUCUUCGCCUUCCCCGCGGCCUCGUUCGGGGGGCAGAGGGUGCACCCCUGGUUCCUGGUGUGGGGAGAAGGUGCCCGGAUCGCCCUGUGCCCCUGAGGGUCCCUCCCCUGGGAGGGGGGCGAGGGGGGUCCCCCCAUUCCCAGGACUGGCUGCCCGAGUCCUCCCCUUCCCCUCCAUGCUCGGGAUCUCCCUGAGAAUAAGGAAACCCCAAAA